This is a messenger RNA of Pichia membranifaciens NRRL Y-2026, 1370 nucleotides long. RefSeq lists its product as hypothetical. The transcript has a single exon. The coding region runs from base 347 to 1108 and encodes 253 amino acids. NCBI's taxonomy places the organism in Eukaryota, Fungi, Ascomycota, Pichiomycetes, Pichiales, Pichiaceae. The record is from RefSeq and is a predicted model, not a curated record. Gene Ontology annotation, molecular function: hydrolase activity.
CCGUGCGUGGGGGGAGAGAGGGCGCGACAGCAGAUGGUGUCGUGGGUACGGGAGGCGGAAAAGCCCAUGCCGCUUCCGCCGGCGACGCGUCGGCGACGCGUCGGCGCGCUCCCGCUUUGGGCAGCCACGUCCGCUAAUCCCCGUGCUAAGUCCUUCUAUCUCCUUUGUCCACGGCAGCAACGGCCGCGGUGCCCCGCAAUGCUACUCCGGCUCCUCUCAACAGCUGCUGCUAUAAAACACGGCUCCGAUUCUCCGCUGGUUCGGCUUGUUCCAAAUUAACGGGUGUUGCAAUUCAAGAGACACAACACCAGAACUAACCAAAUAGCUUUCUCCAACCCCCCAAACAAUGGCUUCUCUUCCUCCCCAAGCAUGCUGCGCCAAGGUCGUCUUUCAAGACGGCACCCCUAAGGGCCAGAUCCAGAAGGUCUGCGACCUGGACUGUUACGUCACGGAAAACUAUUCUGAAAGCGCCAAAAAGUUCCUCUUUGUGUUUACGGACGUCUUUGGGCUCGAGUUGGUCAACACUAAGCUCGUGGCCGAUAGAUUCGCCGCAUGUCUGGGCUACCCGGUCAUCAUCAUGGACAUCCUUCACGGCGACCCAUUCAAGACAGACGGCUCGAUGACGUUCGAGACCUGGGGACCAGACCACAGUCCGGAAAUCACUAAUGCCAUCACGAAGAAGUUUUUCGACGCCUUCAAGACCAAGUUCCCAGACACAACCUACUUGGCCGGUAUCGGCUACUGCUUUGGCGCCAAGUUCUUGGCCCCAUUUCUCACUGCCGAGGGGUUGUUGGACGUUGGGGCCUUUGCACACCCAUCGUUUGUCAGCGACGAGGAGCUCGACGCCAUCACCAAGCCGUUGGUACUCUCCUGCGCAGAAGAGGACACCGUUUUCCCAAGAGAGUUGAGAAUCAAGUCGGAGGAGAUUCUCCAGAAGAACAAGGUCUACUACCAGUUCGACCUCUUCUCCCACGUGUCCCACGGUUUUACCGUCAGAGGCGACCUCUCCGUACCGGCAGUCAAGUACGCAGCAGAAAAGGCGUUCACUGACCAGGUCUUGUGGUUCCAGUUCCACGACAAGACCCCUGCCUGCUGUGCAAAGAAAUGAGGCUGACGUGGAAUUGUGUCGAAGGCUUUCACUAAAAUGCUCACCCUGCUCCAAGCAGCAAAGCUUUAUAGAAUGACUCGAUCCUCGACACCUACAGCGUGUCGACGCCGGGUUCUUAUAUAGCUCUAGAUACACUCUACAUCGUAUUACCAGUACCUUGCUUACACGUGGAUUUCAUUUCCUCACAAAACUCCCUCGACGCGCCUCUGCAUCACUAAACGCUUCUCAGCUCGUAUCUGUUUAUUCACUCUUUGACAAACUU